Xylona heveae TC161 is the source of this 1176-nucleotide messenger RNA. RefSeq lists its product as hypothetical. Gene Ontology annotation, biological process: regulation of transcription by RNA polymerase II; chromatin remodeling. Lineage: Eukaryota; Fungi; Ascomycota; Xylonomycetes; Xylonales; Xylonaceae. The record is from RefSeq and is a predicted model, not a curated record. The transcript has a single exon. The coding region runs from base 1 to 1176 and encodes 391 amino acids. Gene Ontology annotation, molecular function: transcription coactivator activity; chromatin binding; protein binding. Gene Ontology annotation, cellular component: SAGA-type complex; nucleus.
AUGAAUCGAUUACCCUCAGUUUCGAGUUUAAUCUCUCCGCCAGAGCCAAAGCCCUACGACAGCUUCUCUUCUCCCACAAUGCAGGACAAGAUGUCGCUGCCGGGAAUCGCUCCUUCAUACGCUACAGAGAACACUCUUCCUCCCAUUUACAACAGUCAAUGCCGCGGUACGCCGUACGUUGAGGUCCUACCAUCGCCACCCGUCUCACCAUGGGCCAACGACGCACGGAAGCCCGAGGGGCGAUUUCGCGGCGACUCAAUCACCGAAGAUGGCUCUGUUCAAGGCGAAAAUAUCCACGAUCCGCCACUCUUCUCUUCGCGUCACAACAGUGAUGCCGGCCUCGCUCCUGAUGUCCCUCUCUUCCCGCCGCAGCCCAUUGACCCCAACGUUGAUGCUCUGGUCUCGCGGCACAUGGCCUCGCACCUCGUACAAUUCAACGGUCGCUUGAGUCAGCCCACGCGCGACGAAUACCUUCUCGCCCUCUCUUGCAUUCCUAAAAUCUCUGAAAGAGUGAACCGAAACCCUCAAGGAUGGCUGAAGCGCGAGCGGGACAUACUGGAUGAGCGAUUUGGGCAAGCGCAGCGCGUCUGGAAGCGACCGGCGACCAAGAGUUUUGUCAAGCUUGCGCCUGCUCCUGCCGGCGCCAAGCAUGACUCUGUGCCGGCUGCGCGCAACACUGUCCGCCCGGCCCGAACUGCGCCUCGUCAGCCCAAGGUCAAGCGCACGCCGCCGACCAAGGUCUUGGACUCGUUUGCGUCCACCGUGCCAGCGACUCCCAAGCAACGUGCCAUUGGCACCAGUCGUGAGGACACUGACUACGUGUCGCUGCCCGAUUAUUCGCCACCGACCUCGUCGCUUCCCAAGAGCAACCCAAAGAUCCUCAAGGCCGACUGGAGGGGCCAAGUUCUUGACCUUUCGAACGAUCCCGACCGACACAUGCUUCACGAGGCCGAAGUCAAUCUCGCCGCCACCCUCCGCCUGUCUUGCGCCACUUAUCUCUGCAGCAAACGCCGCAUCUUCCAGGCUCGGCUUCAAGCGCUUCGCAUCGGCAAAGAGUUCCGCAAGACUGAUAGCCAGCAAGCCUGCAAGAUUGAUGUCAACAAAGCCAGUAAGCUCUGGACAGCCUACGAACGAGUCGGAUGGUUCAAGCGCGAGCACUUUGAGAAAUAUCUCUGA